Molecule: messenger RNA, 1798 nt
Organism: Bemisia tabaci
Lineage: Eukaryota; Metazoa; Arthropoda; Insecta; Hemiptera; Aleyrodidae
Source: RefSeq, a predicted model, not a curated record
UUCGCAUUAAUUAUAUUGUAUUCUUAUCAAAAUUCAGCCUUUUCAUUUAAGGUCCGUCCUUGUUUUCUGUAUUGUUGUGCUUUUGUGUUUGAUCACUCAGACAUUUUUUCUUACUUUUUUUCUCAAUUUCGCCAAUGUUAUUGAUACAAGGAAGCCACGAAUAAAACCCAGGUAUCAUUCAGGACCUUUCUGCAUUAAUUUAUGUGUUAUUCAAUCAGUUCAAUGGGUUAGGAAUUAUGAAUUUCAUGAAAAGUCAGCUCCUUUCUUUUGAAUUAUUGCUUUUUGAUGUAGGCACCUAUAAUUGUUCCGAUUAUUUUUUCCUGUCAAUGCUUUCUAGAGGACAUAGGUACUUGAAUGUCACAAGUACUCACAAGAGAUCAAGAGAACAUCAACAUCAUCAACAAAACAACAAAACAGCCGGAGCCGGAACCGGAAACGGAAACGGAAUUCACGGAACACGGACGGAGCACGGAGCGGCACGGAUAUACACGAGCCUCCCCGAGUUCAUCCGGAGAGCGUACGGACAUUUUAAGAUAGGAGCACCUGGGAACACUGGCAUCCAUCAGACAAUCAUGGUCAAGCAUGGUUGCCCGCUCGUCACUUAAGACUAUCAUCUCUGUUUCAAUCAUUUCAAUGGUUACAAAAUCCCCGCAUAGUAAGUUACUGUAAUAACCGAAGGGCUUAAACUUCCACUUUGAUCUCUUCACAGUAAAACCAGAAGUGAUCCAGCUGAACAGAUCUGAAAACAACCUCUCCUUGGCUCAUAGAUCCAGAUACACAGAAUUGGAAGAUUUUCAACUUCAUUUUUUUCUCUUUCAGAAGUAACUAUGCCAAGAAAAAAUGAUUCUGUCACUGAGCAAUGUCCUUCCCAGAAAAAUGUUACUUGUAGCAAAAAGCUUUCCCCGAUUAAACCAUUCUCUAAGGUAAAAACACUUAAAAAUGUCUCUAUGUUUCGCCAAAAGAAAAAGCGGCGCUCUAAAAAAAAGUGGAAUAAGCGCUCAUCCAAGAAUUUCUCAGUGCCCCAGAAAAUGGGAUUUCCUCCGGUCUCUUGUAGUAUUGGCAGUAACUCUUGGUUCUGGAGCAACUACGAAUUAGCUCAAAGGUGGCAAAGGGCUCAUAUGAUGAGUGUUGAAAAAGCUAACUUUGCAGUUAGUAUUUUUCAACAAUCUCUCACUCAACCCUUUCAGCAACCUUUUCUCAAAUCAAAUAAGCACAAAAAACAUACGAAACAUUUUUCCUCCCAAAAUACUCUCGAUUGUGGAAUGGAUAUAAAUUUUAUGAGUAGUUUAUCUAGUCUUGUAAAUAAUAGUGAUGCUAGUAUGGAAGAUGAAAUUGAAACUUGCAGAACAGAAGAUGAAUAUAGGUUCGAGUUUAAUGUAGAUGAAAAUAUGCGCACUUUCUUAGAACAAAGUAUGAGGCACAAGCAAGAAAUGCAACGACUCAAAGACGCUGAAUUGGAAGAAAGUGUCGAUGCUGAAAUGUUUAAAGCUCCUAAAGAAUCGGCAAUGGAAGAGCGCAAAAGAACUAUGAGCAUUUUGUAUGGUGAUGCUGCACCAAAAAUUUUAAGUAUGGAAAUGGCCCUUCAAAUGACAUUUGAUAGGCAUUUUGACCAAAAGCAACCUGCCUUCUGGCCAAACCUACCUCUGUUACUGUGAGUAAGUCACAUAUCUAAUGGGAUCUAAAUGUAAGAAUACACUUUCAUUUUUUAAGUUAUUCUCUUGAUCUCAUAAGCAAUUAAGAACCCAUAUACUUACACACAGUGCACCCUUAAAUUACAGUCAUUGAAUGUGAAAAAAAA